AUGUCUGAUCCCGUCAGCACAAGAGAAUUGGACAUGCUUGAUCACGAGCCUCGGCAAAAAUCAGAACAGUCUCUUUGGGAAACGCACGAAGAGAAGAGAUUACCUCGAGAUCCUUCGCAAUGGAGGCCAUCGUUUCAUGUCACAGCACCUACAGGAUGGUUGAAUGACCCAUGUGGAUUAGGAUACGAUCCAACUACAGGGUUAUAUCAUUUGUGUUUCCAAUGGAACCCGCACGGGAAUGAUUGGGGCAAUAUCUCCUGGGGCCAUGCUACAUCCCCAGAUCUAGUGUCAUGGACGACAUCCACCGCUCCCAUUUUGACGCCCUCCGCUGAAUACGACUGCCGGGGCGUAUUUACAGGAUGUCUACAGGCAACCGAUGCCUCCGGACACCCGGGAGCUCUCACAAUCCUAUACACCUCAGUGAGCCAUCUCCCGCUCCACCACACCCUACCAUAUACACUCGGAAGUGAAUCUCUGAGUUUAGCUGUCUCACAAGAUGGAGGCAAGACCUGGCAACGCCAGGACUGCAACCCGGUUCUCAAUGGCCCGCCUUCACAUCUCAAUGUGACGGCCUGGAGAGAUCCUUUCAUCACAACUUGGGCCGGGGGACCUCUUUCCAAACACACACAAUCAGCACUAUAUGGUUUUAUAUCAGGAGGAAUCGCCAAGAAAACCCCAACAGUUUUUGUCUAUACUGUCCAAGCAACAGCCCUCGGCAAGUGGGAUUUUAUUGGCCCAUUGGUAGAUGUUGGCCUCAACCUACGACCAUCUCGCUGGUCUGGCGACUACGGCGUGAACUGGGAAGUCGCCAAUCUAAUGACCCUGACCGAUGACACCGGCACGUCUCGGGACUUUAUCAUCAUGGGAGCUGAAGGCUGUGUGCCGUUGGAUAACAUUUCUCUGGCCUCAUAUGCAUUCUCUGGUAUCUUCGAUCAUGGCUGCUACUAUGCGGCCAACUCAUUCUACGACCCUCAAACCUCGCAACAUAUCGUCUGUGGCUGGAUCACAGAAGAGGACCUGUCUGAUUCUCUGCGUCAUCGCCAAGGAUUCAGCGGCUUAAUUUCACUUCCUCGUGUGGUGGGACUGAUGACAUUGAAAAAUGUCAAAAAGGCACGGAGCUCGGAAUUGAGUUCAAUUACUUCAAUCAACGCAGUGCCCGAUGCACCUGGUACUGGUACCUUCACGAUCCAUACCAUGAAGAUUAGUCCAGAUAGCCGACUUACGCGACUGAGACAAAGUGCCCGGGAGAGCCACCUCGCUGGAAUUCCCCUGUCUACUUCACCAUCACAAGGUGCAAUGCUGUUAGGGACAUCUAAAUGGGAAAUCGAUGCCGAAUUUUCCGUCAGUAAAUCUUGUGCACGUGUGGGUAUCGAAAUCCUACACACCUCUGAUGGUCAAAACUGUACGACCCUUUCCUGGGAUCCACGAAGUGAGACCUUCGAAAUCCAUCGGCCUCUGAUCGACAACGCCGAAGUAAAUCACGGCUAUGAAACUGCUCCGCACACGCUGUUCACUUUCCUGAAUGAGCGUGGCGAGGAGAUUGAAGAGAGGCUUCGAGUACACGCCUUCUUUGACUCGAGUGUUUUAGAAGUGUUUGUAAAUGACAGAACGGUCAUCUCUACCCGAAUCUACCACCCAGCAGAUCAUUGCUUCGGACCACUGUUCUUCGCAGAGUCUGAUGCUAGGGUGGAUGAUGGGCAGGCAACUGCCGUCCUCGUGCGAGGAUCUAUUUGGGAUGGUCUUGGUGUACGAGGGUCAGUGAACCCACCCCCGAGGUUGUAG
This is a messenger RNA of Penicillium concentricum, 1782 nucleotides long. RefSeq names its product glycoside hydrolase family 32 protein. Gene Ontology annotation, biological process: sucrose catabolic process. Gene Ontology annotation, molecular function: sucrose alpha-glucosidase activity. Bases 1 to 1782 code for a protein of 593 amino acids. The transcript is spliced from 3 exons. The record is from RefSeq and is a predicted model, not a curated record. Lineage: Eukaryota; Fungi; Ascomycota; Eurotiomycetes; Eurotiales; Aspergillaceae.